AUUUCGAGGGAAAAUAUAAGCACAUAUUUCUCUUUUCUCAUGAAAAAAACUUGGAUUCUUUCUCAAUGUAGGUCACAUCUCGAAAUUUUGACCCUGUCCUACUUGACGCAAGUAAAUGUUCCCGCUUAUGCAUAUUGAAUGGAUCUUUAUAAAUAACGAUAGGAAAUGGAGAACACAAUUAUCUUUGAUUUCAGAACUGACAUUAAAACCAGUAAAAGAUGUCUCAUUCAGUGACGAUUAGAACGCAAACAGUGACGAGCAGCUCGUCCACGAUUGUCGUCAAUACCGGUUACUUGAAAACUUGGAGCGGUAUUUUAAAGUUGUUACAAUUGGCACUGGGCAUAGUUUGCGUAGGAAUUGCUGGUCAUGAAUUUAGUAACAAUUUAAUUUAUCGAAAUACCGCAGAGCUUUUCUUUCUUCUUAUAACGACUACUUUCAUGAUUGGCACUUUCAUCCUUCUUCUCAGUUGUUUGACAUCUUUCUCUACUGCAUCUAUUAUGUCGAAGACUAUCUAUGAACUUCUUUAUCAUUCCAUUGCAUUUGGAUUGGUACUUGCGGCCUCAUUGACACUCUUGGUACACGUCAAUAAUUAUAAACGUUACAGUAGUUAUGAGCUGUUAUUAGGUGCCUCCAUUUGCGGCCUGGUAAACGCGGGUUUAUAUCUCUUCAGCACAAUCAUCGCUCUUCGUACUUAUAGAGGGAUUUAAGUACAGGAAUCAAAUUAUGCGGUUGUUACUAAAAAGUGAAAACAGAUUUCUCAUAUACAAGUUGCAAGCACGAAAACAUUUUAUAAGUAAAACAUAUUUUAGUAAUUGUAUAACAAAUUUUGACUGC
Messenger RNA from Trachymyrmex cornetzi, 834 nucleotides. RefSeq lists its product as uncharacterized. Gene Ontology annotation, cellular component: membrane. The transcript has 4 exons. Lineage: Eukaryota; Metazoa; Arthropoda; Insecta; Hymenoptera; Formicidae. The record is from RefSeq and is a predicted model, not a curated record. Bases 219 to 707 code for a protein of 162 amino acids.